This is a messenger RNA of [Torrubiella] hemipterigena, 777 nucleotides long. The record is from the annotation of a GenBank genome assembly. NCBI's taxonomy places the organism in Eukaryota, Fungi, Ascomycota, Sordariomycetes, Hypocreales, Clavicipitaceae.
AUGACAUCAAAAUCACUCCCACAGACUCUCUGGGAUACCCACGUUCCAAUCCACAUUAUACACCCCUCAUCGCCCACUACGCCCUUCGUCGCCAGCGUGCCCAGAUUUAGCUAUCUUGCUCUGCUGCUGCCACGGCUAUCUUCGUUUUUUAACACACCUUGUUCCAGCUUCCAUUUUGAAGAGGUUCUCUUGAGGAAUCUUGCGGUUGGGCUGCUUGUCGAUUUAUACCAGCCCAGCCUACCCUGGCGCCUCACAGUUAGCGACGGACUCAGCUGGGAUAUAUCAGACACGUUUUUAAACAGCGCAAAAGAGGCUGAUUUCAUUAGAAAUGGAAAUGCGAACCAAAUUAUGAAGAUGUCCAAAAGCGACACUACACAGCUAUGGCAUGCAGUCAUCGAUAACGACUAUCCUUCUUUUGCAAAGAUUAACAAUCGUCUGCUAAACGCACCGACUGCAUUAAAACAUGUUCCAAUUCGAAUUUUCCUACCAUCAGUUCAGAACGCCGAAGACAGCAGCUCAGCACCGGCAGAAGCCAUGGGCUCGUUCAAAAUCAUACAAUCUCUGAUGCAGCCUGCACAAAGAGAUCGAAGGCCAACAUUGCUUGGCCACGCGCUCAGAGAGAUGAUGCCAGUACUAUUCCCGAGUAGCCGGGAUCCUGUGCUCGCGACAGUUGUGAUGCAUGGCGCUCAACUCCCCUUCAACACACCGCUACAAGAAUUAAUGAAAGACGCAGCAUAUCCGGAUGGGUGGAUAUGUUUAGUUGUCAAAGUUUUAUAA